GUCACGCCCUGUCGACCGUAUUGGCCGUCGAGCAGUCACGUGCCACGUGUGCGUCUCGGACAGACAGUGGUGCUGCUCCCGUUUGGAGGAUUACAUCAAUGCUUUUAGUACGGUCCACAGUGCGUUUCCUCAGGGUGGUGGCGGAGUAGCCCCGACGACUCGGCGGAACGUUGUCUCGGGGGGGGGUCGCACAUCCGAGGCCACGAACAUUGCGCACACCACGCAAGCUGCCAGGAACCCGGAGACUUCCUGUGCGCAUGUCUCCUCCAAGCUGUCCCUUGCCCAACCGGGGUCCGCGAUCGCCGGCCACUGCCUGCCGAACAAGUUGCACUGUCUGCCAUUCGGUUUCCUCCAGGUGUUAGAUUGGCGUUCCGGCCAACACGUGCACCCCUGACCGGAUUCCGGAUAUCUGGAUCUUCGCCGAGUUGGACUUCACCGCGCGGUGCCAGCGAACUUGCCUAGGCGGGACGCCGCCGGUUCUGGAGCUGGAUCAGCAGUGAGGGUCGAUGCAAUGUGCCGAGGAGUUCCAGCUCUGCCUGAAUGGCCACCAGCGUCCGCCGUGUCCACGGACGUGCGGCGUCGUACGCAGCUGCUGAGCGGACCCGUGGUCGUCUUCGGCCCAGUUUUCUUCUCACCGGGCACACUGCAGGAACUCGACAGUAGGACGGCGCCCAUGUGACUCCCAGUCGGCUCUUCGGUCUCUAGUGUGUUUCGUCGGGUACUACCGUUGUGUGCGUCGGUCUAGCCGCAGUUACGGCCGACGAUGUGUGUGCCCGUCCGGUUGGCGUUCCCGGGAUAACAUUGCGCGGCGCUUAGGAGGUCGCGCUCGAGUCGUCGACCACGGACAAUCGGCCGACGGGCGGGGCGCCCGCCCUGACCAGACACUGCCCAGCCAUGUCGGUGGGCGGCGAGGCGACUCUGUUCCCCAUGACCUUGACAGGGUUCCUACCCUUCUCGUCGCACAGGGUCUUGUGGUCCCUGACCCUACUACUCUCGUGUAUCGUGCCAGUGGCUGUGCACAUCGCGCGGCGGCGCCGCAUCGCCGAGCUCAUCUCCAAGAUCCCGGGGCCCACGGCGGCGCAUCCUAUCCUCGGCAACUUGGACGUGCUGUACGAGCUCAAAAAGUACAGGCACCUUCUGGCUCCGCACAUACUGCUGCUGCAGACAAUGUGUGGCUUAGCCCAGAUUCACGACAAAGACAGAAUCUUCAGGUUCUGGCUGGGGUUCAGACCUGUCGUGGCUUUCUUCAAGGCAGAAACAGUAGAGGUCAUAUUAAGUAGUAAUACAGUUUUAGACAAGUCUUUCGACUACACAUUAUUACACCCCUGGUUGGGCACCGGUUUAUUAACGAGUUCAGGCAACAAAUGGCGGCGGAGAAGAAAGAUGCUCACCCCUGCAUUCCACUUUCGGAUACUCGAAGAUUUUAUUCCGGUCUUCAACGAACAAGCAGUCAUCUUCGUCAGGAACCUCAAAGAACAUGUGCACAAGAAGUACAUCGACAUUGUGCCUCUGGUCACGCUAUGCACGCUCGACAUCAUAUGUGAAACCGCAAUGGGAGUCAAGGUAGAUGCUCAAUUAAAUAGCAACUCGCACUACGUCAGGUCGUUGUACGAAGUGGGCGAGACCUUUAUGGCAAGAGUCAUGCGACCCUGGCUUUGGCCCAACUACGUCUUCUACAUGUCAUCAUUCGGGAAGAAGUUCAAGGACAACCUUGCGCAGCUGCACAAUUUCACGAGAAAGGUCAUACGGGAAAGAAAAGCCGAGCUCCUGGAGCAGAAGGUCAUCGAUGGGCUUACUAUCGGGGAUCAGGUGAUCGGGCAGAAGAGGCGACAGGCAUUCCUGGAUCUCCUUCUCAGUCACCACAUCCAAGAUAGCAGUCUCACCGAGGAAGACAUCCGGGAGGAAGUGGAUACCUUUAUGUUUGAGGGUCACGACACGACAGCCAUGGGCAUAUCGUGGGCGAUGUACUUGAUCGGGCUUCACGCAGACGUCCAGCAGAAGAUUCACGAGGAACUCGACGGGAUCUUCGGCGAGGACAGGGAGCGCCCCAUUUCGCCAGAUGACCUCAAGGAAAUGAAGUACCUCGAGUGCGCCCUGAAGGAGUCCCAGCGGCUAUUUCCAUCGGUGCCAUUCAUCGGAAGAGAACUCAUGGAAGACGUGGUAGUGAACGGAUACACGGUCCCCAGGGGCACAACGUGUUUCCUCUUCACCUUUAUGCUUCAUCGGGACAAGGAGAUCUUCCCGAACCCUGAGGUGUUCGAUCCGGAAAGGUUUCGUCCAGAGAACUGCGUCGGGAGGCAUCCAUUUGCCUACGUUCCCUUCUCCGCUGGCCCUCGCAACUGCAUUGGCCAGAAGUUUGCCAUGAUGGAAGAGAAGGUGGUCCUGUGCUCAGUGCUGCGGAACUUCUAUAUUCACGCCGUGGACUUCAGGGACAAAAUCCACCUUGUGGCCGAACUGGUCACGCGGUCCAAACACGGGCUCAGGAUACGGUUAAAACCUCGUUAGAUGCUUGUGUUCCACCAUUGCCUAGCUACGGGCCCAGCGGGGACGCCAGUCCACUGUCCCAACAAGUCAUGGGAUCGUGACGACCGGCUCCGAGCCCCACAUGUUCCCCUGAACAAGAGACAGCGCUCCGGCGCGUUCCUUUUCAGGCGAACGGGAAAGGGACUCAUGCACAGGCUUCAGGCAAGGCGUCGACCGCAGGAUGCUGUGAAGGCCUCUGGAAAAGUGUCUGCGACUUCGCCAGUGUCACAUUCAUCCUAUAGCUUAAGUCGGACCUCAGCGGGUCUCGCUCUGGGUUCUUGCAAGCGGCUGACGGGCCUUGCUGGUGUCAGCCAAAGUGAUCGAGAAUUCCUGGAAGCAAUGUUGAUAACCUCAGUCUAUGUUGGAUCCCUAAUCUUUGUCCCUUGAUUUUCCCUUCCCCUGUAAAUAAGUUCACCUCUAUUUGAGUGCCAGCCCGUCGUGGACACGUGGAGGACAUGCAGCCAGUGUGGUUCAGUCUUCACCGCCAGAUGAAGAAAUUACUUUGCACGCCUCGUGCGUAUGUAAACUAACACCUUGCCACGUUCGGGCUGUCGUCGUGUGAUUGUCGUGAGGAAGCGUGCAUGAAUGUGUGAGUGCGUGUACUCGUGCGAAAUGGUGUGCCGAUGGAGUGAGUUCUGCAAUCGGUGCUCUUGUGCCUCGUGACAAACAACUUUUUUUGCGCGCGCGACGAAGAGCUUAAGACGUGUCCCUCUGAUUGCGACAAAGCAGCAGAAUCUGAUCGGCAGAGGCUUCUGUUUUGUUGUUAUUUUAAAAUUUUUUUUUACUGAUUCCUCUGCCUUUUUUGUAGUGUGCCAACACGUCCUCUCGUUUACGAUGACAAUUGCUCCUGCAUGACCUCGAAAGACUAUACGCCUUUUAACACGAGUAACAAUAUUUCGGCACACAAGAGAAACGACCCAAGCGUUGUACCUUUUUUGCCUUUAUACUAGUCCACUUUUGUUAAUGAACCUUGUUGUUUGUUUCAUUUCGAGGUGUGGUUCUUUGGAAAGCAACGGCAGUUUCUUUAAAACAUGUGACCAGCCUGUCACCCUAUUGAGGACAAGGAAAAAAACAAAGAAACAGUGUGUGUCGUGGGCAUGGAAUUAGGGUCUAUGCAGAAGGCGUACUCAAAUUCUUUAGAAGAAGCUGCCGCUGAAACGAUAUCCGAAACGCAAGCAUGCAGAGUCGCCGGUUCGGGACCACGUGUUUUGUCUACCAAAGAUGAUUCAAGCAGACAGACUCGAGUUGCCAAGUUACUGUAUUACACUUGACUGCCCAACACAUGAGGAGUGGACAAACUCGGGAUCUUGUUCGCCACGAUAAGUAGGACGAAAAAGGCCGUCACUUCCUCUAAACGACAGCCGUGAUAUUUGCCGCAGCAGAUGUUUAAUGCGGAGUGCUAACUACUGUCUGUCGCAUCGACAGCGAGCUUUUCAUUUGGACUUGAAAUCUGACUAACUAACCUUCUGCGCGUAAAUUCGCGCCCUAUUUCACUGAACAAAAACUCUUUCUUCCAUUUUUUUUACGUUCCCUUAUUUGAAACAGAGGUCCAGUCAAACCGGUGUGCUUGUUCGUCUAUUUAUUUUGUUACGAGGUAGUGCAACUGGUUUCUUGCCUUUCACAUAAUGAAGUCAAGAAAGUUCUCCCAUCAUUGCUGUUGAGAAUGAAAAUAAUAACUAUUACUCCGAGCGAACAAGCAUAAACUAACUAUGUGCUGAUUGGACAAAGAGAAGAGCCUUCUUAAAAAUGUCAAGCCAAGUUUCGAGGUGGCAGAGGUAAAUAUUAUUCACUCAGUUAUUGUUGCACUUCAUAUUCCGAUACUGAGGAAAACUAAAACAUUAUCAGAUGGUUCAAAUUUGUUUAAAAAAUUAACAUUCCAUUUCAAACCGUCGGCAAGACAACAUGAGCAAAUAACACAGCAAAUUAAUAAAUUUAGAUGCAAUCUUCGGGAAUAAACUACCAGCUUAGGAGAUGUAAAAAAAGAGCAUUAACGCUUAUUUCUCAAUUACUCUCUGCUCCAAACACCUUACCAGGCGUGGAGGGAACCACCUUCCAUGAUUAAAAAUCUAGAGCAAAAUUUAGGCUCGUAAUUUGGACUAUCGAACCAACUUGCUCACAAAACACGCAGCUUCUCGACUUUGUAGAGAAAAUGUUCUUGAAGUGAAAAUUCAGCAAAUAUAGUUUUGCGCCAUUUACUGGACCAUAAGCUGACAUUACUAGGUUUAAUUUCUUUCUCAUGGUCACCUAGUUUUUAAUCAUGGGCUGCAUCGCAAGUACAGCGAAGGGCAUUGUCGAUCGAAGCGCGUGGCUCCCAUCUGCCGCCAAUGUCUGAGCCACAUGUCACACGAAUCACACCUCGUAAUAGCGCAGGAAAUCAGCAUCAAGAGGUAUCGACGUUGCUCAUUCUGCCUCCUAGUCUGCUGUACAUAGACGAGGCACCCGGGGCACUUCGUUUCCUUCCCCAACACUGCGCUCUCGUGUCAAAUACCGCAGUCGACAGAGUUACCACAAGACUACAAAAUAAAUACACUUUCACGUCGAGUCACUGAGGGCUGGAGAAACGCACGGCGGGGACCAUUAUGUUCAUGCUCCUAGCUUCGUCAUUGGUUCUUCGAUUCUGGUCAGGUAAUAAUACCUAAAUCUCACUGGUAGCGGUACGAUAACAAGGUGCCCAGGAUUCGCCUCGCCUUCGCGUUUCUUGAGCUGGCAGUGACUCGAGCUUUAGCUUACGGGAAAUGAAGGCUCUUGCUUCAAACGCGUCUGGGAGUGCGAGGUUCGCUGCGGGAAAUAGGAAGUAAGAAAGAAGAAAAAUAAACACAUGCGCGGACAUUUGUGAAUGUAUCUUUUGUGUGCAUGUGAGAACGUUCGUGCGAGUGUGUGCGUGUAAAAUAAGUACAAUUUAAUAAAUUGUGACGUGGAUAUUUAUAUAACGACCAA
Messenger RNA from Ixodes scapularis (black-legged tick), 5460 nucleotides. Its product is annotated as cytochrome P450 4c3. The transcript has 11 exons. Gene Ontology annotation, molecular function: monooxygenase activity; iron ion binding; heme binding. The record is from RefSeq and is a predicted model, not a curated record. Lineage: Eukaryota; Metazoa; Arthropoda; Arachnida; Ixodida; Ixodidae. Bases 895 to 2505 code for a protein of 536 amino acids.